CUCUCUCUCUCUCUCUCUGUGCUGAGACUGUGAUCUUCAAAAUUCACUUUUUCAUCGACUCCAAAUCCCAAAUCUCUCUCUAUCUCUCUCUCUCUUACUCUGCAAUGAGUUCCUCAGAAACCCAAAAGACCCCUAAACGCAAUCUCUCUCUUACCUUCAAAUCGGAAAAACCCCAUAUAAACCCAAAGCUCCGAGUCGUAGACGACGACUCACUGAGCACCAAAACCCCAGAGAAGCUCCAACACUUCCGUCACAAAAGCCUCCGCGAGUCAACCCAGAAGCAACCAACAGUCCAGAUCGACUUUGCUAGACGAAAGAUCGAAUCUUGGCCCGACGAAAACCCAAAUAAGACCCAUGUUGGUGCCUCCGAGAAGCUACCAGAAAAGUAUGAGAUAUUGGGUGAGUUUUUUGAUUGCUUGGAUGCUUCGAUUCGGUUGUUGCGGUUGAGGGGUUUGAUGACGAGUUUUUCCAAUAUUUGCCCAAAAAUCAAGUGUUUGACAGAUAGGAGGUUUACAUAUAGUCACUUGGCUCAGCUGAAGUUUAUUUUUCCUGAGGCAAUUGAGAUAAAGAGGGUGCUUGUUAAGAAUGAGAAAACCAAUUGUAUGAAGCCAGAUCUUCAUGUUACCUUGAAUGUUGAUGCGGUGGAGAAUGACGAGUUGAAAUCUGAAGGUGGUGAGCAUAUGCAUUUGGGGAAAGCCUUUCGCGAGCGGCUUGUAGAUAUUUCAAAGUUCCAUCCUGAGGGUUAUGAAAUUCCAAAAGAAACUCUGCCCCAGCCAUUCAAUUGCGCAAAGCAAGAUAUCCAUCCAGAUACUAUUAAGUUUCCCUUGUCACCAUCUCCCGAGGUAUUGACUGAUUUACACACGGUUGAAAAACCAGAAGCAUCAACAACCCGCCUUCAAGGUGAUGAAAUUCCAGAUGAAACACAUCAAAUGCCAUCUAAUCAGUCAAAGGAAGGUGUGAAUUCCAACAUAAGUGGAAUUCCCGUCCCAUUAUUACCCAUUGAGACAUCAUUUGAAGCGCCAAUAGAGCAGCAACCAGCAAUGACAGCUCAUUUAUCUCAAUCUUUUCGACGGCACUUUUCUAAGCCAUCCUUCCAAGCUCGAAAUGUUUCAGUUCCAGAGUCCAAUCUCAGUAUAGUUUACUCAGUUGAGGAAGCUAGUACUGCUGCUUCAUCGUAUGGCAAAGUACCUGCUACACCAGCCGAAGAGAUAGGCUCCAUAGAAAAUGAUAUUGGUUUAUCCACAAGAAGUGCUAACAUUCAGUCUACUCCAGCUAGUACUGCUGCUUCAUCAUAUGGCCAAGUGCCCGCUACUCCAACCAAAGAGAUAGGCCUCAUAGAAAAUGACAAUGGUUUGCCCACAAAAAGUGCUAGCAUUCAGUCUACUCCAGCAAAGCUUGCUUCAACUCCAGCCAGGUUGAUGACUGUUACACCUGCAUUGCACCCGCCAAAGCGCUGUUAUAUGAGCCCAGAUGAUAAUUCUACUAGCUCACCAGAAAAGUUGGUUAGGCGACCUCCACGCUCCAGGUCAUUGAAAUUUGACACUCCUGUGAAGAACAAAAAGGUCGAGGAUGAAGCACUUGAUAUGGACGGUGCAUCAUUUGAUAAUGGCUUCUCUGAUAUUCUUCCAGAGGAUCUUUUGCAAUUGCUUAAAGAUGAGGAGAGGAAGGAAAUAGAGGAGCAAAAUCCUGACGUCUCACAAGCAAAGAGGCAGCGGCAGAUGAUUUCCAGCCUGCCUAAGCUCUUCAACACGAUUCAUCUCCUAUUUCAGUCAAUGAACUCUUCUGCUAUCACAAAAGAGGAGCUUGUACACAAAAUAAUUUGGAUAAACUGUGAUUUUGUUGACAGAAAGGAAGUUGAAGAGCAGCUUAACUUGUUGCUAAAGCUGGUUCCAGAAUGGAUUUCUGAAAAGAAGUUAGCACCUGGAGGAGAUUUGCUUUUGAUCUACAUUAAUAAAACGUCAAAUCCGGAUUCAAUACGUGCGCGGCUUGAAGAAGCAAUGUAAGCUGGACAACGCUAGGUUUUCUGAAGUUAUUUACUGUAAAAAGCAGAUUUAGGCCCUAUUUCAUUAGCCAUCUUGGAAAUAUUUUAAUUAAUCAGUUGUUCAUGUAAAGCACAUCUGCGUGGCUUACUAUUAGUAGUAUUAAGGCUUUGUCAAGAAUGUUAUUUAACAAGAAGAUUAUGGAAAUAUAUAUUUCUUUUCUUUACA
Molecule: messenger RNA, 2207 nt
Organism: Prunus avium (sweet cherry)
Lineage: Eukaryota; Viridiplantae; Streptophyta; Magnoliopsida; Rosales; Rosaceae
Product: CDT1-like protein a, chloroplastic
Biological process (GO): regulation of DNA-templated DNA replication initiation; DNA replication preinitiation complex assembly; mitotic cell cycle
Cellular component (GO): nucleus
Molecular function (GO): DNA polymerase binding; DNA binding
Source: RefSeq, a predicted model, not a curated record